Nicrophorus vespilloides is the source of this 3547-nucleotide messenger RNA. It is a transcript of the gene Oseg4, whose product is annotated as WD repeat-containing protein 35. Gene Ontology annotation, biological process: non-motile cilium assembly; protein localization to cilium; intraciliary retrograde transport. Gene Ontology annotation, molecular function: protein binding. The coding region runs from base 1 to 3453 and encodes 1150 amino acids. Gene Ontology annotation, cellular component: intraciliary transport particle A; non-motile cilium. NCBI's taxonomy places the organism in Eukaryota, Metazoa, Arthropoda, Insecta, Coleoptera, Silphidae. The transcript has 14 exons. The record is from RefSeq and is a predicted model, not a curated record.
AUGUUCAUAUAUUUAAGCAAAAAGAUUGCCAUACCAAACAAUACAAAACUGCAUUGCAUUGCAUGGAAUGCUGAAGAUGGAUAUAUAGCUGUUGGUGGUGAGGAUGGCUUACUGAAAGUCCUCAAAUUGGAUUCAGGUAAUGAAGCUGGUGCAGGACCAAAUUUAAGAGGUCUUGCAGCCUCCAGUAAUUUAUCCAUGAAUCAAACACUUGAGGGUCACACAGAGAAUAUCAAAGUGAUCACUUGGAAUGAGACCCAUAAGAAGCUCACAACCAGCGAUCAAAACGGCGUUAUUAUUGUAUGGAUGUUAUACAAAGGGGCUUGGUAUGAGGAGAUGAUAAAUAACAGGAAAAAGUCUACUGUUGUUGGAAUGUGUUGGAGUUAUGAUGGAUUAAAGAUCUGUAUUAUAUAUGAAGAUGGGGCUGUGAUUGUUGGAUCUGUGGAUGGAAAUAGAAUUUGGGGAAAGGAACUAAAAGGCGUCCACUUAUCCAGUGUGCAAUGGUCUCCAGAUGGAAAGCUCCUACUUUUCAGCUUGCACAAUGGUCAAGUUCAUUUGUAUGACAAUCAAGGAAACUUUGUUAUGCGUUUGGAAGUCCAAUGUUUAGAGUCUACAGAUAUUGUUGCCGUUGUUGGUUUGGAUUGGUAUAAUGGGAAGCAUGGUUAUAUCCAUGCCUUGUGCCCUUGCCUAGCAAUUUGCUAUGAAAAUGGACGGAUGCAACUCAUGUAUAAUGAAAGCGACCCAAGUCCGGUCAUAUUGGAUACAGGUAUGAAUGCGGUGUAUUGUAGCUGGAACCACAAUGGAACACUAAUUGCUGUAACCGGUCGACAAAUUGAAGCGGAUAAAGAGAGUAAUGUUGUACAGUUUUACAGUCCUUAUGGUGAUCAUUUGCGUACUUUGAAAGUACCGGGACAUUCAAUAUCCUGCUGCGUCUGGGAAGGAGGUUCUCUACGAGUGGCCUUAGCCGUGGAUUCAUUCGUAUACUUCGCCAAUAUUCGUCCAAAUUAUAAAUGGUGUUACUUCAAGAAAACUGUGGUUUAUACAUCAUGUAGACCACAAAAGCCAGGAGUCUGUAUAACAUUUUGGGACAUAACAAAUAAUCAAUGUCAUUCAAGGUAUGUUCCUGUGCUGAUAGGAAUCGCUGCUUUUGGCGAUCAUUGCGUUUUAGUUACAAAAUCCGAUACGGAUAAUGAAUUAAAAGAGCAACAAUACGGUUUACUACUUUGCAACACCUUGGGAACUCCAGUUGAUGGAAAAUACAUAGAUAUUGAACCUCAGUUUGUUGCCAUCAAUUCCACUCAUGUAUUCGCAGCGUCAAAAAAUAAUUUCUUGGUGUGGCAGUAUAAAACACCGAAGUCUUACAGUUUAUUAACUCAUCGUAUGAAAUGUCGAUUGUAUCAUAUUGAUGACAACCCUUCGGGCGCUGUGGAAGUUAUCCAAGAUUUGGAACAAAAUGUAGAAUUGCCGGUGAGCUUGCAGCCUUCCAACGAUCCAAUAUGUUGCAUUGCUGCUUCGGAUAGGGCUCUGGUCAUAGGUAGAGAAUCUGGAAAUUUGCAACACUACGCGUUACCUCAUUGCGCGCUAUGCAAUCGCUACAAAAUUGGUUCUCGUCCACACAAAAUGGCAAUAAACUGCAACUCGACGCGUAUUUCAAUCAUAGAUGUGUCAGGUAUAAUGACGGUGCUCGAUUUAACGGAGAAUAUAACAAGAAGUAAUCCAGAUUUGAAUAAGAUGGAGAGAAAAGACGUUUGGGCCAUGUGUUGGGCUUCAGAUAAUCCCCAAUCACUGGCGAUUAUGGAGAAAACUAGAAUGUAUAUUUUCAAAGGUGUUAAUCCUGAAGAGCCGAUUUCUAGUUCCGGCUACAUCUGCAGUUUUCAAGAUUUGGAAAUUGAAGCUGUGCUGUUAGAUGAAGUUAUGGAAAAUCCGGAAAAGAUGAACAGCGAUCAUAUUUUAAAAUUGGAGGUGAAGAGUUUAAGAGAUACCAGGCAGUUGUUGGAGAAGGUUGGUAUUAAUGAGGCGGCUGAAUUCAUAGAAGAUAAUCCUCAUCCGAGAUUGUGGAGAUUGUUGGCGGAGGCCGCAUUGAAGGAGGUCAACUUGACCGUAGCAGAAUCAGCCUUUAUAAGGUCUCUGGACUACUGCGGUAUAUUAUUCGUGAAGCGAUUGCACGGUAUUAAUAACGAAACCAUUCGAAAAGCUUGCAUAGCCACCUACUUUAAGGAGUUCGACAAGGCGGAAAAGUUCUACAUCGAAUCUGAUAGAAGGGACUUAGCAUUAAUCCUUCGACAGACACUGGGCGACUGGUUUAGGGUGAUACAAAUCAUGAAAAACGGAGUGUCCGCUCCUGAUUUAGUACUGAACGUCGCAUACAAUUCCACUGCUGAUUAUUUUGCGCACUUCAACAAUUGGACAGCGGCGGUCGAGUACUAUGAACUAGCGAAGAAUCGCCAUGAGAUGAUCGAGUGUUAUUACCAUCUAGAAGAUUACAAGGCAUUACAGGAGAUGAUCGAUUCGUUACCGGAGGGAGAUUCUUUGCUACAGAAUAUAGCGGAUUUGUUCGCAUCAGAUGCGGUAUACUCUGUAGCCAUUAAGGCUCUAAUUAAAUUGGGCAACAUAAAAGCAGCAGUCGAUCUGUGCAUUCUGCACAAUAAAUGGGAUCAGGCUAUAGAACUUGCUACGAAAUACGACCUGCCUCAAAUAAACGUUUUAUUCAAGAAGUAUACUCUACAUUUGGUCGAGCAAAAUAUGCUGACUAAUGCAGUUGAGAUCAACAUGCAGGCGAAACAUUUCAGCGACGCCUCAGAGCUGGCCUUAAAAUUCGCAGUUCAAGAGUCAAAGAGGCCAAUGAAAAAACUUAUUAGUGUUAAGAAACUGUUCGUAUACGCUGCGCUUCUAACGGAAUCGAGCGUCUCGACUGAUGUGAAUCUCGAUUUGCAAGACAACAUCUGGAAAGGCGCUGAAGCAUAUCACUAUUUGAUUCUUGCGCAAGAGAAUCUGUAUGCUAACAAGUUCAAAGAGGCUAUGAACAUAGCUUUCAAGCUACAGGAAUAUACUAACUACAUCAAUGAAACCGAGGUGUACACUUUACUUGCUUUGAUUGCUAGUCAACAUGAAGCUUAUGGAGUCUGUUCCACAGCUUUCAUCAAAUUGAAAUCUUUACCACUGACUGAAGGAGAGUUAGCAGAGUGCCAGCGAUUAUGUUUCGAUAUUUUCAGUUUGCAUAAGCCUUGUGAUGAUCAUUUGAAGAAGAGAAAGUGUCCACAUUGUAAUAACGCUCUUUUCGAUUGGAGCACCAUUUGUGGAGAAUGCAACUCUACAUUUACUAAUUGCAUUGUAUCUGGUGAACCUAUUUUGAAUCGACAUCAAUCCCAGUGGAUUUGCAGGACUUGCCAUCACGUCGCAUUAGAGAAAUACAUUAGUUUCAGGAAAUUUUGUCCUUUGUGCCAUUCGGCAAUUUAAUUCUUGCACUUGCGUCUUUAAAUUAUAGAUCUACAAUAUAGAAAUGCUUCAAGGACCAAUAUAAUGAUUAUACAACAAAUUUACUGCAUUACAA